This is a messenger RNA of Danaus chrysippus (African queen), 501 nucleotides long. The record is from the annotation of a GenBank genome assembly. NCBI's taxonomy places the organism in Eukaryota, Metazoa, Arthropoda, Insecta, Lepidoptera, Nymphalidae.
CUGCAGCGGUUAGUGGAGGGGUCAGGUGUGUCUGGAGGGGGUAGUGGGGAGGGAGGAGGAGGCCAGCUUCAACGAUUCUGCCCUGGAAUUUCAUUAUGGAGUCAACUCCGGUUCAUAGAACGGGCGACUAUUGUUGAAAAAGUUGUCUUUUUAGUUUGUCGACUGGCAGAAGUGUUCAGGUGUACCGUGUGUGAUGUGUGUGUCGGCGCGGCGCUAGUCGGGCGAGCGAUGCCUCGCGAGCGCGCCGCCGCGGCGCACUCUCUACUGAUAGCGCUGUGCUUCAUAUCAUACGGUCAGUUAAAUUAUUUAAUAAGUUACAAAUCACACAAUCAAGACCGGUUGUUGUCAUAUGAAUUGGCUGGUAGCCUCACUGUACAUUCCGUGAUGACCCUUCGUAUCUCUAGUAUCGGGCCGAACCCUUUUAUCUCGUCUCCUUCAAUGUGUAUCGCGGACAAACUCGCUGAGGGAUGUCACAUUAAACAUUACGACCGACUGUUUUGA